ACACCACUAUUACGCUCCAUUAAAAAAAAAAUUUGUUGCUUCCUCUACCCUUUGAAAAUCAUGAGAACUACUACUUCUGGCUCUUCAGUUCUUGCUCUGUUGCUGCUUCUUACCGUUCUUACGGCACUAAUCCACUAUUCUGAUUCUCGGCCAAUCGCUCCCUCUGGCUACAGAGAAAGAGUAGUGGAGAUCAAGGACAGAACCAAGAUGAAGUUCCCAUUCCCGAUUCCGGCGAGGCUCGCGGCGAUGUCUCGGUUCGUUCCGGGGAAAAGCGCGAUGAAUAACGAGCUUGACAAGCCAAUUCACAGCAUUUCGGAUAAGUGGGUCCCUGCAGGACCGAAUCCACUUCACAAUUAGAGUCCGGAAAAGAAGAGCUUUGAUCAAAGGCGGCGGAAAGAAUCAAUUUGGGCAUUUGUU
Molecule: messenger RNA, 417 nt
Organism: Linum trigynum
Lineage: Eukaryota; Viridiplantae; Streptophyta; Magnoliopsida; Malpighiales; Linaceae
Source: the annotation of a GenBank genome assembly